Lycium ferocissimum is the source of this 1968-nucleotide messenger RNA. Its product is annotated as mitogen-activated protein kinase kinase 3. NCBI's taxonomy places the organism in Eukaryota, Viridiplantae, Streptophyta, Magnoliopsida, Solanales, Solanaceae. The record is from RefSeq and is a predicted model, not a curated record. Gene Ontology annotation, molecular function: MAP kinase kinase activity; ATP binding. The coding region runs from base 194 to 1747 and encodes 517 amino acids. Gene Ontology annotation, biological process: MAPK cascade; protein phosphorylation. The transcript has 10 exons.
AACGUCUACCAAUCCACCAUCUUCUUCGUCGUACCUUUUACCAGUCUGAUCAUCUGUGCACGUGAUUGCUUGUACUUUCUGCUUCUUUCAUUGUACAUUAAAAGAGGCACAGGUCUGCAUCAAAUGGAACUAGGUCGCCCAUAAAGACCGGAGGAAGGAUGUUAUAUUCUACUUGUUAAAUUAUUCGUCUGUGAUGGCUGGACUGGAGGAAUUGAAGAAGAAGCUUGUGCCUUUGUUUGAUGCUGAGAAGGGUUUCUCCCCUGCCUCUACAUCGGAUCCUUUUGAUUCAUACUCUUUAUCCGAUGCUGGAACUGUGAAUUUGUUGAGUCAAUCAUAUGGCGUAUACAACAUCAAUGAGCUGGGGUUGCAAAAGUGUACUUCAUGGCCCGUCGAUGACACAGAUCAUGGUGAAAAGACAUAUAGAUGUGCUUCCCAUGAGAUGAGGGUCUUUGGAGCCAUAGGUAGCGGUGCCAGUAGUGUUGUUCAGAGGGCUAUUCACAUUCCAACUCAUAGAAUUAUUGCCUUGAAGAAGAUUAAUAUUUUUGAGAAGGAGAAAAGGCAGCAACUGCUUACUGAAAUAAGGACAUUGUGCGAGGCACCAUGCUACCAAGGCCUUGUCGAGUUCUAUGGAGCAUUUUAUACUCCAGAUUCUGGGCAGAUAAGCAUUGCUCUAGAGUACAUGGAUGGGGGUUCUCUUGCAGAUAUCAUAAAAGUGAGGAAGUGCAUUCCAGAACCUAUCCUUUCCUCAAUGGUUCAAAAGCUCUUGCAUGGUCUCAGUUAUUUGCACGGAGUUCGGCAUUUAGUUCACAGAGACAUAAAGCCAGCAAAUUUGCUUGUCAAUCUCAAGGGGGAGCCCAAAAUAACUGAUUUUGGCAUUAGUGCUGGCUUAGAAAGCUCAAUUGCUAUGUGUGCUACUUUUGUUGGAACAGUAACUUACAUGUCGCCGGAACGAAUACGGAAUGAGAAUUACUCUUACCCAGCUGACAUUUGGAGUCUUGGGCUUGCACUGUUUGAGUGUGGUACAGGUGAAUUUCCGUAUACAGCUAAUGAAGGGCCUGUCAAUCUCAUGUUGCAGAUCCUAGAUGAUCCAUCUCCUUCACUGUCAAAGCACAAUUUUUCACCAGAAUUCUGCUCAUUCGUUGAUGCUUGCCUCAAAAAAAAUCCUGAUGACAGGCCGACAGCAGAGCAGCUUCUUUCACAUCCAUUUAUUACCAAGUAUAGUGAUUCUGCAGUGGACUUGGGUGCUUUUGUCAGAGGUAUUUUUGAUCCUACACAGAGGAUGAAGGAGCUGGCAGAUAUGCUGGCGAUACAUUACUAUUUACUUUUUGAUGGACCCUAUGAAUUUUGGCAGCACACCAAGACAUUAUAUAAUGAAUGCUCCACUUUCAGUUUUGGCGGGAAAGAAUCCAUUGGUUCCAGCAAUAUUUUCUCAACCUUGUCCGACAUACGGAAGACAUUAGCUGGUGAAUGGCCUCCAGAAAAGCUUGUCCACGUUGUAGAGAAACUUCAAUGUCGUGCUAAUGGUCAAGACGGAGUAGCAAUUCGUGUCUCUGGAUCUUUUAUAGUUGGGAAUCAGUUCCUCAUUUGUGGAGAUGGUAUGCAAGUUGAGGGUCUACCAAACUUAAAAGAUCUCUCUAUCGAUAUACCAAGCAAACGAAUGGGGACCUUUCAUGAGCAGUUUAUUGUAGAGCAGGCAAACAUCGGUCGUUAUUUCAUAAUUAAGCAAGAACUUUACAUUACUCAAUAGAACUCUUCAUGAGAUCAUGAAUGUAUUAUAGUUAAGUGUUCCUAUAAAUGAAAACGUUGAGAAUCACCUAAAAGUUCAUUAGGUGUGUGCAAUCUGUGCUAUUAAAAGAUGGCUUUUCAUUUAUUUUUAACCCUUUUCUGUUUUGUUAAAACCAAAUUGACACAAGAUGUUCAGACUGUUGCCUCUUGUGAACAAUAUAAUUCGUGAACUACAUUAAAGCA